This is a messenger RNA of Pedinophyceae sp. YPF-701, 1692 nucleotides long. The record is from the annotation of a GenBank genome assembly. Lineage: Eukaryota; Viridiplantae; Chlorophyta; Pedinophyceae.
AUGUCCGUGGACGCACUAUUGAUGAACACGCCGCUGAUGAUGAGCGUCAUCAUCUCGGUGCUGGUCGCGUCACUCCUCCUCCCUUCCAUCCUCGCGACGUCGCGCCCCUGGGCCGAGCUAUUCUCCACACAGGACGGCAAUUGGUUCCUCUGGUCUGGUAUCGCCACCAUGGUCUCGGGAAUCGCCUUCGCGGUCGGCUCCAUCGCCCGCAUGCAUGACACAAAGCGCCCGCCGGGGCCCCGGCCGUGGCUCCGCAGCCUGUCCUCGAGAGCCGCCCUCGGCGCCCCCGGCGACCGCCUCGCCACCCUCGUCGGCUUCGUGCGCGCCUACGGCCACACCACGUCCCUCAAAGCCGGCGGGCACCCCUACACGAUUGUCGCCGAUCCCAAGGUCGCCUGCCAGCUCCUCCCGUACGGCACGCACGAGCUCGACCGCCCCCGGUGUCCCUUCCGCCACCUCGGCCCGCUCGGCGCCGCGCGCGACGACCCCAUCGCCGCGCACACGCGCGCGGGCUUGUCGGCGGCAAUGGAGCCCUCCGCGGUCGUUGCUGCCGCGCCCGCGGUCCUGGACUGCGUCCGCGACGCGGCCGAGCGGCUCGGCGCGCAGCACGCGAGCGGGCGGGACGUCGACCUCGAGGAUCACGUCCUGCGGCUCUCGUUCGACGCGAUGUCGAUUGCGUUGCUGGAUCAUGACUCGGGGGCGAGGACGGCGCCGUCGGAGGACGUGCGGGCGCUGGACGUGGUGCUGCGUGCGGGGAUGCACGCGGCGGCGCUGCCGCCGGGCGAGCGCGCGGCGGCGAUGGCGGAGGCGGAGCGGGCGGAGGCGGAUGUGUUUGCGCGGGCGGCGGCGGCGCGCAAGGGGCUGGCGGCGGCGGCGCUGGCGCCGCGGCAGGGCGGGACGAAGCAUCCGUUCCGCGCGCAGCUCGCUGCGAUGGUGCGCGGGCGCGACGGGUUCGAUCCGGCGCUGUCGGAGGCGGACGCGGCGUUCGUGGUGGGCGCGCUGGUCAGCGUGGGGGCGCGGGCGUGCGCCCGGGCCAGCCUGGCGGCGCUGCGCGCGAUCGUGCGGGACAAGAAGCUGCUGGAGCGCGUGAGCGCGGAGCUGGACGCCGCGGGCCGCGCGCGCGUGGUCGGCGGCGGAUGGGAGGGCCUGCGGCAGCUCACGCUGCUGACGACAGUGAUCGCGGAGGCCCUGCGCACGAGCCCGGUCUGGGACGAGCCGCUCGUGCGCGAGGUCGCCGGCAAGGGCGUCGAGGUCGGGCGCUGGUUCUUCCCGCAGCACUCCACGGUGUUGGUGCCCGCCGCGGCGAUCCACAACGACGGGUACUUCUGGGACGACGUGGGCGCGUUCGACCCGGCGCGGUGGGACGAGCCCGACGCGGCGCUCGUGAGGGACACUGCGCGCGCGGCGCGGCCGCUGAAGGAGGGCGCGUGGCGGACGUGGCAGGAGACGCCGGUCGACGAGCGGUCCGGCUUGAAGGUGCAGGGCACGACGCAGGAGAUGCUGGCGCCCGGGCGGCCGCGGCGGUACAUGCCGUACGGGCUGGGGCCGCGGCAGUGCCCCGCGGAGAACCUGGCGGUGGUGACGGUGACGGCGAGCGUCGCGGCGCUGCUGGUGGCGUGCGACUUCGCGUGGGAGCCCGAGCGGCUGGUCGUGGCGGGGCGGCGGUCGAGCCAUGCGGGGAAGAAGAUGUAG